CCAUAAUCCAUCCCACUUUGAGACUUUGAGACGACGACCUUGACGACUUCAGCUCAACUCUGAGAUAAAGCAUCUGGCUUUCGGUAACCAAAACCGGCACUUCAGUAAAAAUUUGCUAAUCGUUUUGAGCAAAGAAGCCGCUUCAGAUCGACAACUCUUUAUACGAUCCAUCCACGUCACAUUUUCACAAUGGCAUCCCAGCUGUUACCUCUCGAGCUUAUCGACAAGUGUGUAGGCUCCAGGAUUUGGGUCAUUAUGAAGGGCGACAAGGGUGAGAGAGAGGAUGAGUUUCUGUAUGGUCAUGGACGAUUGUGCUGAAAAGAUGAUAGAAUUCAGCGGAACUCUUGUCGGUUUCGACGACUACGUUAACAUGGUUUUGGAGGAUGUGACCGAGUUUGACUAUUCGGGUAACCACACUAAACUUCCCAAGAUUCUCCUGAACGGUAACAACAUCUGCAUGUUGAUCCCUGGUGGCGAAGGUCCAGAAGGAGCUGCUUGAGAGAGGUCUACCAGGAUCAUAGACAUCGCAAAAUCUCUUUUGGUUGAAACUCAUCUCGAGCCCAGGUCUCCCCUAUUUAAACUCAAGCAAACCUGGCGCGACCUAUUCUAUACGUGUGUCACAACAUGCACAUCAAGUGGAAAUAAGGACCGCAGUAUAGCUCAGAAGAGUCUGCUCUUAAGCUCAUUCCAGUUCAUAUCUGGUUAAAAAUAAAUAAGCAAUAACCUGCAGCCCCAACGCCGACCGCCCAUGAUGCCUGUCCGUUUUAGAUGAUCCCUGAUAAUGAAUGCGGAGCUCAGUGGCCGUUCUGCAUGUUUCCCUGCUCACCAGUGUUGGUGAUUCGUCUCAAUUCCCACUCUCGCGUGAACUCCUGAUGCAGCAUCUCGAGCUGUU
Messenger RNA from Fusarium verticillioides 7600, 892 nucleotides. Its product is annotated as U6 snRNA-associated Sm-like protein LSm5. The transcript has 5 exons. The record is from RefSeq and is a predicted model, not a curated record. Bases 284 to 499 code for a protein of 71 amino acids. NCBI's taxonomy places the organism in Eukaryota, Fungi, Ascomycota, Sordariomycetes, Hypocreales, Nectriaceae. Gene Ontology annotation, biological process: mRNA splicing, via spliceosome. Gene Ontology annotation, molecular function: RNA binding. Gene Ontology annotation, cellular component: U4/U6 x U5 tri-snRNP complex; U6 snRNP; Lsm1-7-Pat1 complex.